This is a messenger RNA of Paramecium primaurelia, 1319 nucleotides long. The record is from the annotation of a GenBank genome assembly. Lineage: Eukaryota; Ciliophora; Oligohymenophorea; Peniculida; Parameciidae.
AUGACUAAUUAUAUGGAUCCUUAAGAAGAUCAAGAAAUAAUAGAUUCUAUUCUUAAUGGUAUUUUUUAGUUAAUAGAAUUAAAGCUCUUGAAAGUGAUGAAGAGAGAUCAUUUUCACCAUCAAUUACAAGAACUGAAACGAAUAGAACUUAUUCUCCAUAAAUUAUAAGACAAUAACAUAAAUUAGAGUAAUUAACAUUGAAAUAAAUAGAUAUUCAUUAAAGAAAAUAUAAAGUCCAAUUAUUGAAUUUAAACUAGAUUGUUGGACAAUAAAACCUUUUUCUUUAGAUGAGGAUUAAUACCUUGAUGGAGAUUUAGUAUUAAAUAAAAUAAAGUAGAUUCUUAAAUGCAAAGACUAAUAAAAUAGUAGAAAAAUUUAGAGCGUAUUUGAAAAAGGAAAUGAUGAAAAAAAAGAAUAAAUUUUUAUUUAAAUAUUACCAGGUAUAGUCUAAUUAGCUAAUGAUAUUUUUGGAAAUUAUGUUGUUCAAAGAAUUUUAGAAUAAGGUAAUGAAAAAUAAAGAGAUUUAAUCUUUAAUUAACUAUCUUAAUCUAUUUUAAUAUUAAGUUACAAUACAUAUGGAUGUAGAGUUGUUCAAAAAUUAAUUGAAAUUUUUUAUAAUACUGAAAAAUUUGAUUAGAUGUUUACAAUCCUUUAAUCUGAAAUACGAAAUCUUGUUGUAGAUAUAAAUGGAAAUCAUAUUAUAUAAAAAAUAGCUGAAUUGAUGAAAUCUUAGAAAAUUGAUUGGUUAAUUGAGGGAGUUCUUGGAUAGAUUUAAAAAUUGUCAAAUGAAUCUCAUGGUUGUAGAUUAAUUUAACAAAUAUUAGAACAAUCUGCUAUGCCUUAAGUAUAAUUUUGAUCAAUAUUUACAAAUUAGUUAAAUAGUAUCUACAAAGAAUUAUUAGCUUUAUAAGAUGAAUUAUGUUUAUCUCAAUAUGGAAAUUAUAUAAUUUAAAUUUUGCUUUAGAAAGGUCCUUUUGAAGUUAUUUAGAAAAUAUAAAGUAGUAUAAUUAAAAAUUUAGAAAAAUUUAGUUGUGACAAGUUUGGAAGGUAAUUAAAACUUUCAUUAUUAUUAUAGCAAUGUGGUUGAUAAAAGUGUAAACAUUUCUUCAUUUAUAAGGAAAGAGAUAUUGAAGGUAUUCAUUAACAAUAUGAAUGUUUUCUAUCGUUUAUCUAAUAAUUGUUAUGGAAACUAUGUCAUAUAAAAUUUUUGUAAAUAACUUGAUUAUAAUUAACUAAUAAAAAUACAUCCAGAAGCUAGUUAACUAAAUACUUAAUUUGGUUAACAUGUACUAUAAACUUUAUUUAAAUUAAUAAAUUGA